GGUUUAAAGAAAGCAAUAACAAAACCCUAUCUCUCGUCUCUUCUCUCCCAAACUCUCGCCGCCGUGAAAACCCAAAUUUAUCGACGAAACCAUGUCUACCGGAGAAGAAGGUCACAUGGCGAUGGCAGAUAGAGGCUCUAGAAAGAGAAGAGUCGGCGUAAAGAAAGGUACUAAAGCGGCGAGGAACAAAAAGUUAAAAUCAAAACCUUCUUCCUCCGAUAGGUUUAAGGUUACAAUGAAGAAUCAAAAGCUAUUUCAGAAGAGAGCACGAGAUUACAAUUCCGAUGAAGAAGAAGAAGAUGAAUCGACGAAACAACCAGAAGUAACAAUUCGUGAGAAGAUCUUCUCUGAUGCUAACAUGGGACCAAAUUACGAAGAAAUUGAAGAAGAAGAUGGUGAAGAUAAUGACGAGAAUUCAGAUGGUGAAGAUCAUGGAGAGAUUGAAUCUGGAAUCACUAAGUUUGCUACUGAUGGUUGUAAUGCUUUUAAAAUCGCUUUUAAAGCUAUUAUGAAGAAGACUAAAGGAGAUGAUACUUUGGGUCCAGUUUUAUCAGCACAUAAGCAUCUUAUUGGAGAGAAGCUAGCUGAAGAAGAAGCUGAAAAGAAAGCUAAAGGUCAAGCUAGAAAGGCUAAACAUUUGAUUGCUGAGAAAGGACAUGUUAAACCUGGAAGUUAUUUGGAUUCUCAUGAAAAGAUUCUUAUUGGUGUUGCUACUAAAGGAGUGGUCAAGCUUUUCAAUGCUGUAAACAAGGCUCAACAUGCUCAGAAGGGUUUGAAUCCUUCUAGGUCUAAAGACGCUAAAGUGCUGAAGAAGCGAAGAAAAGAAGCAUUCUUCUCUGAGUUAGGGAAAACAAAAACAGACAACAAGGCUCAAAAAUCCGAAGACGAAGCUCCUGAUUGGGCUCCUCUACGAGAUAAUUACAUGUUAGCAAACCCAAAGCUGAAGGACUGGGACAAAAAACAGGAAACAGCGGAGGGAGAUGAUUUUGCCGCUAUGUCAGGAGAUGAAAGUUACGAAGACUGAGUACUUGUGAAAUUGCUUAACCAGUAGUUACUGUACGAGCAAACCUUAUUUUGUUUUUGUAUCAAGCAGAUUCUUGUCUGAUC
Messenger RNA from Arabidopsis lyrata subsp. lyrata, 1107 nucleotides. Its product is annotated as RRP15-like protein. The record is from RefSeq and is a predicted model, not a curated record. Bases 92 to 1024 code for a protein of 310 amino acids. Gene Ontology annotation, cellular component: preribosome, large subunit precursor. Lineage: Eukaryota; Viridiplantae; Streptophyta; Magnoliopsida; Brassicales; Brassicaceae. The transcript is spliced from 8 exons. Gene Ontology annotation, biological process: maturation of LSU-rRNA; maturation of 5.8S rRNA.